Molecule: messenger RNA, 645 nt
Organism: Owenia fusiformis
Lineage: Eukaryota; Metazoa; Annelida; Polychaeta; Sabellida; Oweniidae
Source: the annotation of a GenBank genome assembly
UGGAGAACAGGCAAAACACAUACAUUAAAUAAUUUAGUGAAUGUUUUAUAUACAAGAUCCUUAUUCCUUAACUAUUGUCCAUUUACCACAGAAAUCCCCAUUGAUGCAAACAUCGCAAUAACAACUUGUAUCGCUCGAUGCAACGGUACCAUCACCUAGGCCAGUUACAGCAUGCAACUUAAAAGUACCUUUCAAAGGCUUGACCAAGCGCUUCUCUAGCUUAGCUGCAGAUUUGGAGCAUUCCUCGGUAGACACAAAUAUGAACUUUACUUCUUUUAUUGAAGAUGAAUGCGCCCACGAAUAGAACUCUUUAGCAUCGCCAAUGGCCACUCUGCCUGCACAAACAGCCUAGUCGGCCAACGGCUUUGUGGUCCCUCCAAGUCUGUUGCAUGGACCUUUACCUUGUCCUACUUCUUGGUAGCUCCAGCUGCAUUCAACAUUAUACAUAUCUUUGAAGUUUUCAACUGUGAGGAAGAUCUGUUUGUUCCUGUAUUGAGAAGUAGGGCUGUCUGUCCAAAAGUGUAUUUUACACCCACCUGGUUCCAAUAUCAUGAAUAUGCGCUUUGGAUUUCAUCAACAGUCUUACAAGCGUAAUUUUCAGCAAAGUCCAUCUGGACAAUCAUUUCAUCACUUUUCAAGUUCUCC